Molecule: messenger RNA, 4533 nt
Organism: Podarcis raffonei (Aeolian wall lizard)
Lineage: Eukaryota; Metazoa; Chordata; Lepidosauria; Squamata; Lacertidae
Product: macrophage mannose receptor 1-like
Exons: 30
Coding region: 9-4328 (1439 amino acids)
Molecular function (GO): signaling receptor activity
Source: RefSeq, a predicted model, not a curated record
UGUGGCCAAUGUCUUUCCUUUUGUUCCUAAAUCUCUUGAUCCUCAUUCAACCAGCUUUUCAGGUAUCAGAGAGUGACAGCUUUCUGAUAUAUAAUGAAAACCUCAAGCUUUGCAUACAGUCUUGGAACACUCGUUCCAUCAUCCUGGACUACUGUGAUAUGAGUAAUAAACGGCAAAAUUUUAGGUGGGUUUCCGAUGGCCAUAUUUUGAACAUGGCGACAAAGUUAUGCCUGGCAGUGCCUUCCAAGUCAGACCAGGCCCGGGUCACACUCUCCUCCUGUAAUGAGACCAUUGAACUUCAGAAAUGGGAAUGCACAAAUGAUACAAAGUUCCUUGGACUUGAACACCAAGAUUUGUUUGUAACUCCUGAGGGUGGUCGAAAAGAUCGUGUUAUGCUGUCUAAUAAAGCCACCAGCGAGAAUACCUGGAAGAUCUAUGGAACUGAAGACAAAUUGUGUUCUAAACACUAUGAAGCUCUGUAUACUAUAGAAGGCAAUGCCUUGGGAGCCCCAUGUAGGUUUCCAUUCAAGUUUCAGAACAAAUGGUAUGCUCAAUGCAUAAGAGAUGAUGAUAAUCAUGGACAACUUUGGUGUGGAACAACUGAAGAUGUGGACAGAGACUCUUUAACUGGAUAUUGUCCAAUAAAAGAUGAUGAAUUUUUCUGGACCAGAAACCAUUGGACAGGGGAUCUGUAUCAGAUCAAUUCCUACUCAGCUCUAACAUGGUACCAAGCAAGCAAAAGUUGCCAGCAACAGAAUGCAGAAUUAUUGAGCAUCACCGAUUUACAAGAACAAGCAUACCUGACAGGAUUAAUAAAUGAUAAGAAAAAUGACUACUGGAUUGGAUUGAACUCUUUCAAUGUUGAGAGUGGGUGGCAGUGGAUUGGCAAUCAUCCUUUCAGAUAUUUAAACUGGGCUCCAGGUAGCCCAUCUCCAGAAACAGAAAACAUCUGUGGAUCAAUGCAGUCUGAAAAUGGCAAAUGGCAGAAUAAAAAGUGUCAAGAUAACAUUGGGUACAUUUGCAAGAGAGAAAAUUCUUCAUUAGAUACUUCUGUUAUUUCUUCAGGCUGGUCAAAGCCUAUUAAAUGUUCAGAUGGCUGGGCUCCAUAUGAAGGCCACUGUUACCGCCUUUACAGACACCUCAAGACGUGGCCGCAGGCACUAUCAUCCUGUCGAAAGGAAGGUGGAGACUUAAUAAGUAUACACAACAUUGAAGAACACAGCUUCAUCAUUUCUCAGCUAGGCUACCAGCCGGAGGAUAGUCUAUGGAUAGGACUGAAUGACCGGAAGACUCAGAUGUAUUUUGAAUGGAGUGAUGGAUCUACAGUGAGACUCACCAAGUGGCAGAAAGGAAAACCCACACACAUAAAUGAUGUGCAAAAUGACUGCGUAUUCAUGAAUGGGGAGAAUGGAUACUGGGCAGAUAAUUUUUGUGAAGAGGAACUUGGUUACAUCUGUAAAAGAGCACCUUUGGCAAUUAUUUCUGAAGAACCUGAAAUUGCUGAUCCAAAUUGCCAAAAAGGCUGGAGAAGGCAUGGCUUCUACUGUUACUUAAUUGAACAAACAUCUGCAACAUUUUCAGAAGCAAAGACAUCAUGUGCAGCAAAUCACGGAUCUUUGACUUCUGUGGAAAACAGAUAUGAACAGGCCUUCCUGACUAGUCUAGUUGGACUUCAUUCUGAAAAAUAUUUCUGGAUCGGCCUUUCAUAUGUAGAGCAACCAGGGACAUUCAACUGGACAAAUGGAGACGGUGUUUUGUUCACCCACUGGAACUCAGGAAUGCCUGGGCAACAACCCGGCUGUGUUGCCAUGAGAACUGGGACUGCAGCUGGCUUGUGGGAUGUUGUGAACUGUGAGGAGAAGGCAGCCUUCAUUUGCAAACGAUGGGCAGAUGGUGUGACAACAACUCCUGCUCCCAAACCAACUCCUCUGCCUGCAUGUCCAAAUGAAUGGCAUCCAAGCAGUACUAGACCUGUGUGUUUUAAGGCCUAUUACAAAGAAGUAAAGAACAGGAAAUCUUGGUUCGAAGCACAAGAUUUUUGUAGAGCAAUUGGAGGAGACCUAGCUUCUAUUCACAGUGAAAACGAAAAAGAUGUUAUUAUAAAGGAAUUAAUUGGGAAAAAUUAUGGUUAUUAUUGGACUGGUUUCAGUGAGUUGGCACCCAAUAAAGGAUAUACUUGGAGUGAUGGAUCUCCUGUAAACUCUGAAAGGAAUUUUUAUCUUAGUGAUCGUUACCAUGAAGACACGGGAUGCAGAGCCAUGUAUGUCUAUAGUUCGUGGCAGAGGUCUGACUGGUGUGAACAUUUUAAGAAUUGGGUUUGCCAAAUAAAGAGAGGUGUAACAGUGAAAAAAGAUCCAGUCGUUGGUUUUGAAUAUAAAUUUACAAGAAUUGAAAAUGGCUGGAUUUUGUAUAAUGAGAGCGAGUACUAUUUCAGCAAUGCAAGUUCAUCUGCAGAAAGAGCAUGGGCAUUCUGCAAGAAGCAACAUGCAGAUCUUGUGGUCAUUGAAAGUGAAACUGAAAGACAGUUUUUGUGGAAAUACAAUCAGCUUUAUCGCAGUCAUUAUGACCAUUAUAUUGGUUUAACUGUGGAUUUUGAAAAAAGUUACCGCUGGUUGAAUGGAACUCCGGUUACCUAUGAAGCCUGGGCACCCAAUGAACCCAACUUUUCAAACGAGGAGGAAAAUUGUGUCAUCAUGUAUUAUAGAACAGGCUUAUGGAAUGACAUAAACUGUGGUGCUGAGACAAGAUUCAUCUGCGAAAGGGAUAAGAGUUCUGUCCGUUCAGCUGCUGCUCCCACAACGCCUGCACCUGUUGGAGGCUGUGCAGAUGGCUGGCUUUUCUUUGAUAAAAAGUGCUUCAAACUAUUAGGUUUGAAUGAAGAAGAGAGGAAAAACUGGCACGAAGCACGACUUGAUUGCAAAGAAUCCGGAGGAAAUCUGGCUAGCAUACCAAACAAAGAAACACAAGCAUUCCUUAUGGUGCAAUUACAAAGUGCUGCAACUGACCCUUGGAUUGGACUGAAUGAUUGUAUUUCUAGUCACAGUUUUCUAUGGACAAGUGGAAGUGGAGUCUACUUUACAAACUGGGCCCCAAAUUUUCCCAAUUACAAUGGAAACUGUGUUUUUAUUAUGCAUGAGCCUCUACCGAAGGCAGGAAAGUGGAGAAAUGGACCAUGUUCUGACAGGAAAAGCUACAUCUGCCAAAGAAACACUGAUCCUGCAUUAUCACAGCCCGAAACAAUGGCUCCAGCCUUUCGCCAUAUCCCUUUUGGGAAUAGCAGCUACUCUUUCAUUGCUCCCAAUAUGACUUGGGAAGAGGCCAGGAAAAAGUGUAAUUCAGAACACUCAGAGCUUGCCAGCAUUUGGAAUCCCUACAUUCAAUCAUUCCUAUGGCUGUGGGUGUUGAAAUAUGGAGAGCCUGUGUGGAUUGGUCUAAAUAGCAAUAUGACUGGUGGGCACUACACAUGGAUAAACAACCGGAGAUUGGCAUAUACUAAUUGGGCACCUGAAGAACCAACGCAGAAAACAGCCUGUGUCUUCAUGGAUCUUGAGGGUCAUUGGAAAACAGGAGCUUGCAAUCAAACCUACUUUUCUGCCUGUGAGCAGUAUACUGGUACAAUCCCAACUGAGGAGCCACAGCUCCCAGGAAGAUGCCCUGCAUCAAAAGAAGAUGGGAAAGCUUGGGUACCUUUUCAGGCUCAUUGCUAUCAAUUCUACUCUGCUUGGUAUGAAUGGCCAAAAGCUUUCUUCAAAUGUGCUCAGUUAGGUGCCACCUUGACUUCGAUAGUAGAUUUAGCUGAACUGCAUUUUUUGAUGGAUCACACUCAACAAUUAUCACAUGAUGAGUAUUGGAUUGGGAUGUUCAGAAAUAACGAUGGAGAAUGGCUAUGGCAAGAUAACACUGCACUGGAUUUUGUCAAUUGGGACAAUGAAAAGCCCACAGCUGAUCCUGAGUCAUACCGUUUUAAAAAUGAGAGAUGCGUUUUCAUGAACAGCCAAAAUGGGAAGUGGUUCAGGGGAGCGUGCAGCUAUUACAAGGGAUAUAUAUGUAAAAGAAACAAAAUUAUUGAAGAGAUGACAGCUCCUUCAAAAAUGCCUGAGCAAGAAGACAGUCUGGCAUCAACACAGGGCAGAGUUCUGAAGGCGGUUCUCCCGAUUAUCUUCCUCCUCCUCAUUGGUGUGGGUGUAGCAGCCUAUGUUUUCUACAAAAGAAGAGGCAGACGACAAGAAAUCACUGGUAGCAUUGACAACCCUAUGUAUAACGACAAAGUAGUCAUUCUUCCAAAUAAAGAUUCAGAAAUGGGUGAGGAUGAAAAAGAGGGAGAUUAACAAAUGUGUAACUCUAUAUGCAUUUCCCUGGGAGUAAGUCACAUUGAGCUCACCAGGACCAUUGAUGGAAAUUAAUUGUUCCAAGCUGCAAUAUGUAGUGGUACUUCCUGUGACAAGACUCAUGAUGUCACAGUGUAAACAUGAUUAUUACUUAGUGAAAACAAAUGCUAUAUGAAAUAUUUUCAAAUUAAAGAUUACUUGACUU